Molecule: messenger RNA, 267 nt
Organism: Adineta steineri
Lineage: Eukaryota; Metazoa; Rotifera; Eurotatoria; Adinetida; Adinetidae
Source: the annotation of a GenBank genome assembly
AUGGGAUUUUCAUUGUAUAGUCUUAUUGAAGCUGCUCUUCUUUGCGUUAAUGCUGUAGCCAUUUUAAAUGAACAACGAUUUCUUUCAAAGAUAAAUGUUGAUAAUCAAAAUUAUCCUGGUGCAGGUGCAUAUGGUAAUGAUCAUCAGAAUGCAGGCGGUGCUAAACAACAAUUACUUACUUUAAUUCGAUCUGUUCGUACUGUAAUGAGAGUUCCAUUGAUUGCAUUUAAUAUUAUAACUAUACUAUUUCUUAUUUUAUUUGGAUAA